Caenorhabditis elegans is the source of this 1415-nucleotide messenger RNA. RefSeq names its product Transthyretin-like family protein (gene ttr-14). The record is from RefSeq and is marked reviewed. Gene Ontology annotation, cellular component: extracellular region; cell surface. NCBI's taxonomy places the organism in Eukaryota, Metazoa, Nematoda, Chromadorea, Rhabditida, Rhabditidae. The coding region runs from base 46 to 1266 and encodes 406 amino acids. The transcript is spliced from 9 exons.
AAAGAUUCUGAAACAGUGCCAUUCGUGCUUUCAACACUUCCCACGAUGGCGAAGAUUUUCAGCUUUGUGUGGUUUUCUAUUUUUAUUCCAAUUGUAUUCUCUUCUCAACAAGCAGUUACUGUAAAAGGAAUUGUUAAUUGUCGCGGGCAUAGACAACCUGGUACAUUUGUGCAACUUUACGAUGAAGACUCAAUAUUCGACAGUGAUGAUCUUCUUGGGUCUGUAGUUGCAGAUCAUAGAGGAGUUUUUUGUGUCAAGGGAUCAACCGAAGAGUUCACUGCGAUCGAGCCAUAUGUCUUUAUUGAACACAACUGUGGUUACGAAGGACUGAAUGAAAAGAGAGUUUUCUCAAAAAUGAUCCCAGCAGAGUACAUUACUGAAGGAGCAAAAGCCAAGCAUGUGUAUCAUUUGGGGGAUAUCGAACUUCUUACAGCAGACGCUCCUGUUCAAAAAUACGAAAAACGAAUCUACAUUGAGACAAACAUGGAAGAGCGAAUCCGUCAGUGCAUUCCAAUUUAUGUGCAGUAUAAAGCUUUUUACGAGAAAACUGUUUUUGAAACGAAAGUUCACGAAACUGUAUUGCCAACAGACGAAGAACCAGUGGAAGUAGAAGAGCCUGUAGUUGAGCCAACAGAAGGAGAUGAGCAGAUGGCAUCAAGUUCUGAACACAUUACCAAAGAUAAUGAAGAGCAUCAUGUUGAUCACCAAGAACAUCACGAAGUUUCAGAUGAAGAAAGAAGAAUCGAAGAGGAGCGAUUUAGACUUGAAGAAGAACAAAAAAGGUUGGAUGAAAUCAGAAGGCUAGAGGAAGAAAGUCUUAGAUUGGAAGAAAUCCGUCGCAUUGAAGAAGAAAAGAAACGCAUAGAAGAAAUCAGACGUCAAGAAGAAGAGCAACAAAGAAUUGAGUUAGAACGUAGAGAAGAAGAACGUCGAUUGGAGUCUGAACGAAGAGCCGAGGAAGAACGAAAGCGGGAAGAAGAAGCAAAACUUCAAGAGCAAAGAAGAAGAGAGCAAGAAGACGAACACAAAAGAAGAAUGGAGGAAUAUCACAGAAGAGAACAGGAACGUCAAGAAGCCCUGAAACGACGAGAGGAGGAAAUUAAAAGAAGAGAGGAGGGCGAGAAAACUCGAACUGUCUCAUCUUCUGAAAAGGUUGAAAAGAAGGAUCCAUGUGUGCACUAUCCAGUUUUAACACAGGGUCAAUCGUUCAGCCGAUCUAUUGAGCUUCGACAUGAAUACGUGGAGGACCCAUGUCUCAAAAAAUAAACCAUCGUCAUUUGUUUAGCAUUUACCAAUUUCUCUGAACUAACUUGUAUUGUUAUCAAUUAUCGCUAUCAGAUCUUUAUUAAGCUUUCAACCCACUAAUUUCUUCUAUACACUUAUACAAAUAAUAAAAUUAUUUUGAGAUCACACAU